UUCCGCCGUAAUCUUCUUUGUUGCUCCGCGGAGCUCGCGAUUUCAACUGUCACACGAGUUCUGCUUCCGGACGCUCCCCCGUCCUCCAAAUUGGGAGGUGGCGAGAACGAAGAAGGCAUCUCCAUUGUUGUUCUAUGAUCAAUACCUCUUCGCUCCCUUGUUUGCUCUCGAGAGCAGACCUUUUCAUGGCGGAUUAGUCCUGUCGCUUGUCAUUUUCCUUCGGUUCGGUAUCGACCGGCCGCGGAGGGCGAGACGUGGGGUUGUCGCAUGGCAGCGGUGGAGGAAGCUGAUGCCGUCGCCGGCGGCGGCCGCGGGCGCCUCCAGAACUUCACUCUGUAUGCGGCUCGAUCGAUGUUUUUUGUAGUCGGAAGCGACGAAAGCAGGAAACAGUGGAGAGUUCUGAAGAUUGAUAGGUCGCAACCUUCUGAGUUGAACAUCUAUGAGGAUCCCAUCACAUACUCGAAAAGUGAAUGCAAAUGUUUGCUGGAGCAAUUAGAUCAUGAGAACAAUGUAACUGGUGGACUCAACAAGAUCACUGUGUGCUAUGGGAUUGUUGGGUUUGUCAAGUUCUUGGGCCCUUACUACAUGUUGCUCAUCACUGGGAGGAAGAAGAUUGGUGCCAUCUGUGGCCAUGCCAUCUAUGCUGUCACCAGAAGCCAAAUGAUUUCACUUUCAGAUUCUGCUCAAAGCUCCUACCUGCCCUUUGUUGGGGCUGAAUACAGAUACAAGAGGCUGUUACGCGCAGUGGAUCUGACAAAGGACUUCUUCUUCAGUUACUCCUACAACAUAAUGUGCAGUCUUCAGAAGAACAUGUGUGAUGGUGUGCCAGAGGAAGCUCUAUAUGAGACCAUGUUCGUCUGGAACGAGUUCUUGAGUUGCGGUAUCCGCAAUCAUCUCAAGAACACCGCGUGGACUGUUGCAUUGGUACAUGGAUCUUUCAAGCAGGGCAAACUUUCUCUUGCCGGCAAAGAUUUCACAUUCACUCUCAUUGCCCGACGAUCUCGACAUUUUGCUGGCACCAGGUACCUGAGACGCGGUGUCGACGAGAAGGGAAGAGUGGCUAAUGAUGUUGAGACGGAACAAAUUGUGUUCUGCGAUCAACCCGAUGAGAUUCCCAGAGAAAUAACAUCUGUUGUGCAGAACAGAGGAUCCAUACCUCUGUUCUGGUCUCAGGGAACGCGAAGACUAGGAUUUAAGCCCGAUAUCAUCUUGGAGAAGAAGGACGAUAACUUCGAGGCGACACGGCUUCAUUUUGAGAACCUUGUGAACAGAUACGAGAACCCCAUCAUCGUCUUGAACAUGAUCAAGAAGCAAGAGAAGAAACCUCGAGAAUCAUUGCUCACCGAAAAGCUUGUCGAUGCAAUAAAUCAUAUAAACAAGGAUUUGCCGGAAUCGGAUCGGUUGAUAUACUUCCACUGUGACUUGCAAAGUAUCUGCCGAAGAAGAAGCACAGAAGCAUUGGCAUUGUUGUGCAAAGUGGCAGCAUGCGCAAUGGAUCUAACCGGCUUCUUUCACUGUCGACGAACGCCAACCAUGGAUGAUGCUCUCAACUGGCUUAGCCUUCUGAACGACGGCUCCGAACAGAGCUCUGAUAUCUCGCAGAGUGCGUCUUCUUCACGCAGAACCCAACAGGAUGGGAAUGGCUUGGCUACACCACAGAGGAGACAGAAAGGUGUCCUCAGAACAAAUUGCAUAGACUGCUUGGAUCGCACCAAUGCUGCUCAGAUUGCAUAUGGUUUGACUGCUCUUGGUCAUCAGCUGCAUGCAUUGGGGAUUAAAGAUGUCCCAGAGGUUGAUCUAGAAGACCCAUUGGCUGAUGAUCUGAUGAACUUUUAUCGCGAAAUGGGAGACAGACUUGCUCUACAAUAUGUUGGUUCUGCAGCUCAUGACAAGAUACCUUACAAGAACAAUGGCAGAUGGGUGCCAUUAACACUAUGGCCAGGGUUACAGAGGAAUCUUCAAAGAUAUUAUAGCCAUGCCUUCAUGGAUGCCAGGAAACAGGAGGCCAUCAACUUGUUCCUAGGGCACAUUGUACCCUGGCAGGAUAAACCAGAGCUUUGUGAUUUGGAUUCGGAUCAGCAUCAUGAUGUAGGGAGAUCACAUUUCAGAAAAUCCCUAUCAGUUGGCAAUGUCACAUGUGAAGUCAACAAAGAUGAAUCUAAUACUGAUGUAAGGAUAAGAAGAAAUGUGAUCUCAGAGCUGCUUUCAUAUAUGGAUCUAGAUGAGACUGACAUGCCAUAUUCUAGACCAUUGUUAAAAAGAUUCCUAUCAGAUAGCAGCAUCCAACAUGAAGUCCACACAUAUGCAUCUGUUUGUGAUGCUACAACAAGCAAUCAUGUGAUCUCAGAACUGCCUUCAACCAUGCCCCUCAAUGGUAGUGAUUUAUCAUCUUCCAGGGAGAUGCGUUUGAUGGGCAGAUUUACCAAUCUUGGCCAAUAUUUUGCUAACUUAGAAGAAUGGCUUGCUUGGGUAGGGACACUCUGUUCUAGAUGACCAGAUACUCAAUUUGCUUUGCAGAGGAAAAGGCACUGGUAUUGAUGUCAAUAAGCCCCAACUCCAUUGGAGAAUGUACAUAUGUUGACAAAAACUGUUGCAUGAAUUAGUACUAGUAUUGAACAUGAAAUUUCUAUGGCAGUAAGCUCCUGUGAUAUACUAUCUUAAAGUAGAUUGUUGAUAUGUGCCAACAUGAAAUAAAAAGUCUUGCUGUGACAGAUGAUUUCCUUCUCUGCAAUGGGUUUUAGUAGAGCUUUCAAACAAAUCCGUCUUGUUUGAGUUUAGCAUCACUCGGAUGAUGAGAAAAAGUUGGCAUUUAGCAUCUCAUGAUCAGGGAAGUUGAGCAUCUUUGAUCCCCAA
Musa acuminata AAA Group (dessert banana) is the source of this 2853-nucleotide messenger RNA. RefSeq names its product phosphoinositide phosphatase SAC2-like. The coding region runs from base 268 to 2493 and encodes 741 amino acids. Gene Ontology annotation, biological process: phosphatidylinositol dephosphorylation. Gene Ontology annotation, cellular component: intracellular membrane-bounded organelle. Gene Ontology annotation, molecular function: phosphatidylinositol-3,5-bisphosphate 5-phosphatase activity. The transcript has 15 exons. The record is from RefSeq and is a predicted model, not a curated record. Lineage: Eukaryota; Viridiplantae; Streptophyta; Magnoliopsida; Zingiberales; Musaceae.